Molecule: messenger RNA, 928 nt
Organism: Mastomys coucha (southern multimammate mouse)
Lineage: Eukaryota; Metazoa; Chordata; Mammalia; Rodentia; Muridae
Product: cationic trypsin-3
Exons: 5
Coding region: 92-835 (247 amino acids)
Biological process (GO): proteolysis
Molecular function (GO): serine-type endopeptidase activity
Source: RefSeq, a predicted model, not a curated record
AUGGCCAUGGGCGUCAACAAGACAUGAAGGUAUAAAUAGCUGUGGAGGAAAGCCUUCAUCCUAUUGACUGCUCUAGCCACAGUGAGCAACCAUGAAGACCUUAAUCUUCCUUGCCUUCAUUGGAGCUGCUGUUGCUCUCCCCGUGGAUGAUGAUGAUGACAAGAUUGUUGGAGGCUACACCUGCCAGAAGAAUUCUCUCCCCUACCAGGUGUCCCUGAAUUCUGGCUACCAUUUUUGUGGAGGCUCACUCAUCAAUUCCCAGUGGGUUGUUUCAGCUGCUCACUGCUACAAAUCCCGAAUUCAGGUGCGCCUGGGAGAACACAACAUUGAUGUCCUUGAGGGUAGUGAACAAUUCAUUGAUGCAGCUAAAAUCAUCCGCCACCCCAACUAUAAUGCAAACACCUUUAACAAUGAUAUCAUGUUGAUUAAGCUGAAGUCAGCUGCCACCCUCAACUCUCGAGUGUCCACUGUCUCUCUGCCAAGAUCUUGCCCAUCAUCUGGUACUAAGUGUCUUGUGUCUGGAUGGGGCAACACCCUGAGCUCUGGCACCAACUACCCUUCACUGCUUCAGUGUCUUGAUGCUCCUAUCCUCUCUGACAGUUCUUGCCAAAGUUCUUACCCAGGCAAGAUCACCAGCAACAUGUUCUGCCUGGGCUUCCUGGAGGGUGGAAAGGACUCCUGCCAGGGUGACUCUGGUGGCCCUGUGGUCUGCAAUGGACAGCUCCAGGGUGUUGUUUCCUGGGGUUAUGGCUGUGCUCAGAGAGGAAAACCUGGUGUGUACACCAAGGUGUGCAACUACGUGAACUGGAUUCAGCAGACCAUCGCUAACAACUAAACAACUUAACUCUUCAUAAGUCCUCUCUUUGUAGUCAAAUCCACCUUCCUUUUAUUCCCCAAACCUCUAUCAGAAGAAAAACAGUUUUUACCA